Molecule: messenger RNA, 2212 nt
Organism: Sodiomyces alkalinus F11
Lineage: Eukaryota; Fungi; Ascomycota; Sordariomycetes; Glomerellales; Plectosphaerellaceae
Product: cation efflux family protein
Exons: 4
Coding region: 209-1978 (589 amino acids)
Biological process (GO): monoatomic cation transport; transmembrane transport
Cellular component (GO): membrane
Molecular function (GO): monoatomic cation transmembrane transporter activity
Source: RefSeq, a predicted model, not a curated record
GACCUUUUGAACAGUGCGUGUACACUAGCAAAAACAUGCCCCUGUCGUCUCAAUUCACCUGCACCACGCCGUCAUUGCUCCCAAUUGCAUGUCACCCACGGUUCUUUUCAGGGGAAGGCUCAAUUGACAUCCUCUGGCCUCUGAAGUCCUCCAAAUUCCUUGAAAUCGGCUGGUGCGAAGCGGUGUUCGUCCGCCUCGAGAAGGCAGGAUGAGCUCCCCCAGAGCCUCGUCGCAGCGUAGGCUCUCUUCUGUACUCCAUCCCGACCCCGAUCCUUACCCCUACCCCCUGGCUACUCACGGAAGUGGCACCCUUACGACGCUCAUCCGUAACCGAUCAAACGCGAGUAUAAAGAGUAUACGAGAUGCCCAGACGGCCGGCAGAGCCCUUCACUUACAUGCACCCGAUGCCCUUCGUGGGCACGACGUCAACAGGGACCAAAAUGGGGACGACACCGACGACACCACGCCCUUUCUUUGGUUCAGGAGCAGAGAUCAUGACAUGGACGAUGUCCAUCCCCACCGUCCGACUUCCGAGGAGCGCCGCCUGAGCCAGCUUAUUUUCAGCCCGCAGAUGAGGAGCAUGCGCCUUAUCGGAAACAGCAACCCCCGGUAUCAGUGGGAGAGAUACUGGAAAACCCAGGACCAGCUCAAGGCCAUGUCGAAUCCCCUGCGGAAGUACUACGAGCGCAACAACGACCUCAUCCGCAUGUACCUGUAUAUCGACCAGUUGCUGGACUCCUCCGUACCUCACGAGCUCUUGAACGAGUACUCCCAAUCCCUGGACGCGUCAGCGUUCCGCCAUGUAGACGUUCCUCACACCAUCUCCGAAGAAUCCCGUCUGGCGGACAACGCAACUAGAGCUUCAGACGGAGGUGAUGGGUCCAGUGCCACGGGUGUUGUCUCGCCGAGCGGCUCGUCCAACAACAAACUCAAAAGGAAUCCGAAAGACAUCUUCCGCUCUACUGAGACAACCCCCCUGCUUGUCGCUACGGAUCGCGACCAGGCAGUCUGGGACGAAGAGGAAGGUCGAGCCAAUGGCGAUUAUCCUAAGCCCGAAAUUCCGUGGCUCGAAGGUGCCGGCCUGAACAGCAGCGAUCCCAUCGUGACCUUGGCGAUCUGGGUCAAUAUGAUUGCCAAUGCCGUCCUUUUGGUGGCUAAAAUCUUCGUUGUGGUUUCCGUCCCCUCCGUCUCCGUCCUUGCUAGUCUCGUCGACGCCGCUCUCGAUUUUCUGAGCACUGCCAUCGUCUGGAUAACCACACGCCUUAUAGCCGCGAGCCAGAAUGACCAAUUUCGAUAUCCCGUCGGCCGGGGUCGCCUCGAACCCAUAGGUGUCCUUGUCUUCUCUAUAGUCAUGGUCACUUCCUUUUGCCAGGUUGCCUUGGAGGCUAUUCAACGGCUCGCAUCGUCCGAUCACUCCAUAAUUCAACUUGGCGUCCCUGCUAUAGGUAUCAUGAUUGGCACUGUCGUUAUCAAGGCUGCCUGCUGGCUCUGGUGCCGCCUCGUGAAGAACUCGAGCGUCCGCGCCUUGGGCGACGACGCCAUGACCGACGUGAUCUUCAACACCGGCUCCAUCUUCUUCCCCAUCGUCGGCUUCUACGCCCGCAUCUGGUGGUUUGACGCCCUUGGCGGUCUCCUCCUCUCUCUGAUCGUCAUCAUCAACUGGAGUCAGACUUCAAUGCACCACGUCCGCAAUUUGACGGGCUUCUCUGCUACUCCCGACGAGCGCAACCUACUGUUGUAUCUCACCAUGCGCUUCUCGACUGCCAUCAAGCAAAUCCAGAAUCUGCGCGCUUAUCACGCCGGCGACAAGCUGUUCGUCGAGGUCGAUAUCGUCUUGUCGGCCAACAUGCCUCUCAAAGAUAGUCACGAUCUCAGCGAGGUUAUCACCUACUUCCUCGAAUCCGUACCAAUCGUCGAUCGAGCCUUUGUGCACGUCGAUUAUGCCACUUAUAACUUUCAAACUCACAUCAACACGUAACAGGAGGACCCGCAGUGCCCUGGAGUUUGAAUCCGACCAAUGGACUUUGACUUCGACACUUACUAUCAUUGCCCUUUUUUUCUUUUUUUUCCCCCUCCCCUGGACAGAAAGCCCUAGAGGCGAGUUACUUUGCAAAAGACAUUUCAAAGAAGGUAUCCAGAGGCCACAUGGCGCAGGCGCUUGCUAAUUUGUAGAUUAGAAUGAGGGGUAUUUGCACGGUGUCCGUACGUAGGU